GCCCCCACCACCACCAUCUCCCCUGCCUCUCCUCUCACCGCGCACCUCCUCCCCGGAACCACCGCGCCGGCCCGCCCCGCGCCGCCGCCCGAUCCGCGACAGCCAGCCCCGCCGCCCGGAGCAAGGAGGGCCAUCCUUCCAGACAGGCAGGCGUUCAGUAAAGGCAUGGCGCAUGACGAAGCUGUGGCUGCCCAGAAGACUGGGAAAUCAGGCUCACCUCCUAAGGAUCAACCAGCUCCCAGUCCAUAUCCUGAUUGGUCGGCCGUGCAGGCAUACUACAGUUCUGGUGUCAUGCCACCGACAUAUUUUGCCCCAGCCAUAGCUGCGGGUCAUCCACCUCCACCGUAUAUGUGGGGUCCUCAGCAUAUGAUGCCACCCCCUUUUGGAACGCCAUAUGCAAUGUACCCACAUGGUGGAGCUUACCCGCACCCGCUUGUGCCCAUGAUGGCAAGUCCAUUGAGCGUGGAGCCAGCCAAAUCUGCAAACAGUAAGGAUAAAAGUUCCAAUAAGAAACUUAAGGAAAUUGAUGGGUCUGCAGUAUCUACCGGCAGUGGUAACAGUAAAAAAACAUCAUCCAGUGGGGAUUAUAGUGGAGAGGGCUCCAGUGAUGUUAAUGAUCUGAAGGUGAGCGGGACUCCUAGGAAACGGAGCUUGGAUGGUGGAUUUGACGCAGAAGCAAUCGCGGCAGCAAGGAAUAAAGAUGUUGUAGCUUCUAGUCCGAUAAUUCGAAAUGGCGCAAUUUUGUCAAAUCAAUGCUUUCCAGCUCCAGUCAUUAAACCCAGUGUUACCAAUGUUGCUAAUUCAAGGGCAAUAGGCACACCGGUGUCUCCAUUGCCAGGUUUUACGGGUCCAAUUCAUACCGGAAUAUCAACUGAAUUAUCAUCUAAGGAUGAGAGGGAAGUAAAGCGUGAAAAGAGAAAGCAAUCAAAUAGGGAAUCUGCUAGACGGUCGAGGCUGAGAAAGCAGGCUGAGACAGAGGAGUUGGCCACACAAGUAGAAUCGCUUACAGCUGAGAACACGUCUCUAAAAUCUGAAAUCGGCAAGCUAACGAAAAGCUCCGAGAAGCUCAGAAUAGAGAAUUCCGCUCUAGUGGUGAAACUUAAGGGCACCGCAGCACCGACCAACGCAGAAAUGCCCCUGGACAAAUCAGCGGCAGCUGCUGCAGCAUCCUCCUCCCCUCGCAUCGUGGAGAAUUUCUUGUCGAUGAUCGACGACACAAGCAAGUCAGGUGUAAACAACCACAUGGAGCACAGCGAGCCCAAGCUUCGCCAGCUCCUCGGCUCCAGCGCGACAACGGAUGUUGUGGCUGCAAACUGAUUGAUUGAUCAGCCUCUCGCUGGCGCAGACUAAUACACCUUGCAUGCGGCCUGGGGUUUCAGCAAGCUCAUGCUGCUCACAUAACACAUCGGCGUGACAGUGUAGGUAUUUUUAUUUGGUGAGUAUAUUCAGGAACUCCGGCGGUCAUAUCUACUCCGUAUUCCGGUUCCUGACGGCUACUGUACUUUAGGCACUGAUGCUGAAGUCUCGGUGUGUCCCAUGUUUUCACUGUAAUUUUAAUUAGCAGUGUUGUAAUAUAGGGGUGUUGCGCUUCAUGCCAACCUUUCUAAAAACCUUUUGGGAUCUCUGAACGUGUGGUGCCAUACAAACUCAAACUGUGAAGACAGUAUACGCAAGAGGUUGUGGGAACAUAUACCGAAAUUAAGUGCUUUACUUGGACCCAUAA
Molecule: messenger RNA, 1723 nt
Organism: Triticum dicoccoides
Lineage: Eukaryota; Viridiplantae; Streptophyta; Magnoliopsida; Poales; Poaceae
Product: common plant regulatory factor 1-like
Exons: 12
Coding region: 166-1317 (383 amino acids)
Biological process (GO): regulation of DNA-templated transcription
Cellular component (GO): nucleus
Molecular function (GO): DNA-binding transcription factor activity; sequence-specific DNA binding
Source: RefSeq, a predicted model, not a curated record